Molecule: messenger RNA, 2350 nt
Organism: Brassica napus (rape)
Lineage: Eukaryota; Viridiplantae; Streptophyta; Magnoliopsida; Brassicales; Brassicaceae
Product: mitogen-activated protein kinase kinase kinase 17-like
Exons: 1
Coding region: 836-1708 (290 amino acids)
Biological process (GO): protein phosphorylation
Molecular function (GO): ATP binding; protein kinase activity
Source: RefSeq, a predicted model, not a curated record
UCAUGUUAAACAAAGACAGUUUACAAUAUGAGAAAACUAUAAUUGUUUUUUUUCAUAUAACGUGAUGAAUCUCAUUUAAAAAUGAAACUCAUAAUACACUUGUAGGCCCGGCCCACAGAAAAAACCGAAGAAGCAAGGAUUUCCGACCUUCAUAAAUAUAUAUUAGUUUCAGCCAUCAACGUACAAAGUAUCAUUUUAGUUUAGUGGUAUAAAUGAUGGUGUUUAUAUCUCAAUAACCCGGGUUCGAACCAUAUGCUUAACACUUUUUUUACUCUUUUUAAAAGUAAGGCCCACAAAACGCUGACGUGAUGCGCUGAGGAGAGAGCAAAAACUGAAUCAUUAUAAUAUAGAUUGUAUUAGUUGGAAAAGAAUAAAUACUUUGUUUUAGGUUUCAAAAAUCAAAUGUUAAACAAGUAAUGAACUCAUAGCAAAAAUAAAUAAAACACUAAAAUAAUUUAUUUACAACAAAAAAAUAGUGUGCCAAAAGUUUAAAUUGACUAAUAGCAACACAUAUCUCAAACAUAUAUAAAUAAUGUGCCAAAAAAAGAAGAAUUUGACUGAAUAUCAAAAAUUAAUAUUGGGCCAAAAAAACAUUUGACUUUGAACAUACAACUUCAUUCCGGUCAACAUAUAAUUUUGCUUCAUAUUUACAUAUAUGCAAAUAAACUCUUAAUUACAACUGAAGUCAAACCCAGCUUGAUUACUUUCCAAUCAGAUUUUCUAAUAUAUAUAUGUAAUGCUUUAGAAAGCAUGUCUUCAAAAUAUCUCAAGUCUCUCAAGCAAAAAAAAAAAAACCUUAAUUCUGUACUUUAGACGAGACUCCAUUACUCUAAACAUGUCGUAUGGUUCGUGGUUUUUAGACGAGACUCCAUUACCAAAACUAGGCUUUCUCGGACAAGGCAACAAUGGCUAUGUCACCCUGGUUCGAAACGGCGAUGGACUACUCAUGGCUAAAAAAACAUCUUUCCUCAAAUACUCAGAGGAUCUCGAGAAAGAAGUAAGGAUCAUGGAUCGCUUCUUUUCAAUCAAUUUCAACACCGUGAGAGCCACGAGCCCUGCUGUUUCCUACGAAACCAUGCCAUUCAACGUGAAAGUCUGUUCCAUUCACAUGGAAGUCGCACCACAUGGUUCACUCAAAGACAUGCUGACCAAAGCCGGUGGGACAUUACCGGAGAACGUCAUCGGUUAUUGCAUUUUCCAGGUUCUUGAAGGGCUCAGGGAUCUUCACCAACAAGGUUAUGUCCAUUGUGAUCUCAAGCCAGAGAACAUACUCAUCUUCCCGAGCUAUUCUCAGGAAGAUCUUUGCGAGCUCAAACUUGGUGACUUCGGUUCGGCUAAGGAACCCAAUGGACCUGAUCCAGUGAAUGAGUCUUUGUUCAAGGAUAAUCCGGAGUAUUUGGCUCCUGAGGCGGUCGGGCCACGUGGAGUGAUCUCGUCGGCGGUUGAUAUCUGGUCCUUAGGUACCAUGGUGAUGGAAAUGAUGGGGGUUACUAUAAGAGGAAGGAGCGAUUACGUUCCGAGGACUCUAUCGCAAAUGACUUUGGACUUUGUGAGAAGAUGUAGUGAACGGAACCCGGGGGCUAGAGCCACUGCGGAGGAGCUCAUGAGUCAUGAGUUUGUUAGACAAAGUCUUGGGGCUCCACCGCUUGAGCUGCUUCCAGUUCCUUCUUGCUUAAGUAAUGGAGUGGUUCAAGGAAGGCUUUUCUAGAAGAUAUAUGCUGGAAUGUGAUGAAGAGGGCCGUGAGAUUUCUGGUGGAGAUGAGCUGGAAAGGAAUGGUUUUUAUUUUCGUUGGUGUCAAGUUAUUUUUGUUAAAAAAAAAAAAGUUAUUGUCGUUUAAUUUGCAUCUAGCAUUUUGUUUCUUGAGAUAAAAAAAAAAGCAUUUUGUUUCUUAUUAAUAUAAAGUUAAACUAUGUUCUUAUAGCAUUGUGAAUUGUGAUCCGUGUUUUUAUCAAUAUAUUGUUGUGUACUUAUAUUUAUAACAAACAUUCAAGACGUGGACCUUUCAGUACAAACUUGAUGACUAGAACACUUUCUAAACAGUUGGUAAUCCUCACACCUCCGAGGUUUCAACAUAUCUCAUUUUGAAGGGAUUUUGAAGACAUGUCCUAUUGUUUUGCCUUGCCAUUUAUGUCCGUUUUGCAUAUCUUACAUGUUUUGUCCACCCAUCCUUCCUCCACACAUGCAACAUAACAUUUAUAUUAACAACAAUUAAGAAUCAUUUCAAAUAUUCAUACCAAAUAAUACAAUCUUCAAUUUCCCAAAUUAAAUAGUUCUCUAGAGUUUACCUUCAACGUAGGAUUUUAAAAAGUCCUUGUCUCAGUGGAUUAAUGUGGUUAAGUGGGAGUUUAG